AUCCAAGUAAAAUUUUCAUUACAAUAAUAUCUUCAUUUUAUUUCCUUAAACGAUGGAGUUAAGUUCGUAAAUUUGUUGGUAUUGGUUGAAAAAGGUGGUAAAAAAAAAAGUAAUGCAUGUUGCAUAUAUGGUAGGGGUGGCUAUACGGUCCGGUCCGGUUAACUUGGACCAAAUUGAUCCGGUCCCAGUUCGGUCUUUUCGGGAAUAUAAGAAUCAAAGAUUAGAUUGGAUACAGUCCGAUUUUGAUCCGGUUCGGUCUUGACCCGGUCCGGUCCCAAUUUGAUCUUGAUUUUAGGUGUUUGGGGUCUCUUAUCCGGUCUUUAUUCGGUUUUUUUACCUCAAAUCUAAGCCCGAAUAUAAGAUUGGAUUGUUUGCUAUCCGGUCCCAGUCCGGUCCCGAUCCGGGUUAUACGGUUUCGGGUAAAACCAAACAGUCCGGACCAAAUAGCCCACCCUAAUAUAUGGUGUGUGGUAUAAGCGCGUAAGAGUGCAGCGAAUGAGAUGCUUAACCCACCCGCCGAGCCCCUGCGCGCUGAACGAUGCUUUGCUUUGCUUGAGAACUUGGGCUUGAAUCAGCCACCACACUUUCUCUUCUCAGUGGCCGGAGGCGGAAUGGUCUUUUUGGGCUUUCUGAGUAUUUUCUUUUCCCUUUUAUUUAUUUAUUUUGCAUGACGAUGAAUUGUUAAUCAAUUUUUUCUUUUCUUUUCUUUUGUUAAACUUGGAACGUACGUAGUACGUACAGAAUCAGCUAGGAAGCAGGCAGGCAGGCGCAGGGAUCCAUUGCUUGAGAGAAGGGCUGUUUCCCAAAUGCCUUUGUGCCUGCCUUCAAAUUAAAGGAUGAGCUUCUGUCUUUAUAUUAAGGGGUGAAGUGAGGCAGGCGUUUUCUCUUCAUUAAUUUCUCCGAUCCCGGCGGCCAGAGAAAGAGAGAGAGAGCCGACGACGACAACAACAACAAGAAUAAUAAAAAAAAAUGUCGGAUUGGGCGCCGAUAUUGCUGGGAGUGCUUCUAUUCAUAGUGCUGUCGCCGGGGCUGGUGUUUCAGAUGCCCGGGAACACGAAGCACUUCGAGUUUGGGAGCCUGAGAACCAACGGGAAGGCAGUGAUAGUCCACACUCUCCUCUUCUUCGCCGUCUUCACCAUCCUCAUUCUAGCCCUUCAUGUCCGCAUCUACAUGGACUAGCAACCCAACCGACCCAUUUAGCUACCUAAUACAUCUGCACGCCCGCCCGCUACUCUUCUUCAUUUCUUUUGUUGUUUCGUUUGUUUAGGUAUUUAACCCGAGUACGUGGUUGUUUUUUUAAUAUCUUUUUUGGGUUGCUCAUGUUCAACUGUACUUUACUUUACAUUAUGGUGAUGUUCUUGAGUUUCGGAUCAAUUCAAUCUGAUUAAUCUCAACAACUUCUUUUGUAAUUCCUUUUGUAAUGCGAUUACCCUGAUUUAUUAUUAACACUUUGUAUUUAUCUUCAGUAAAAUCAAAAGUGUUGUAUAUAUCUUGAAGUAAAAAAUUGAUAUCUAAACCUUAAAUUGACCGAAGUUUGGUACAUGGUACUAAGUUAUCUCAUCUUCAAUAUAACAUCAAUUGAACU
Messenger RNA from Linum trigynum, 1585 nucleotides. The record is from the annotation of a GenBank genome assembly. NCBI's taxonomy places the organism in Eukaryota, Viridiplantae, Streptophyta, Magnoliopsida, Malpighiales, Linaceae.